AUGGCCAGGCCCAAGUCUGACCUGAUGGAUAAACGAAACGCGCCGCUCAGGAGUCAUCCUCCGAACAACCCUCCAACUCAAGUCCUCACGGACGAGGAUGGAUCCCGCGGCGUUGUUCUUCCGCUGCCUGAAAGUUUGUUGUUUGACGAGCAACGCGGCCGUUCUGAGGAACGGAACCAGCACCGCAACCAAUCUGUCAGUCCUUUCAAGCGUCGUGACCAUUCUGAAUUGCCUCCUAUCCAGACCAGUGGCCUGGGAGGAUUGAUUCCAAAGUCCUCGACUGGCCAUCUGAAUUAUUCGGACUCGGAUACCAACGAAGAACGACCUUUCCUGACCAAGCUUCUCAACAAAUCUCCGUUCCAUUCGAAGAGAGCCACCAUUCUCGGAGAAGAAAGGCAGGACGAUAGCCAGAUGCCACACAGUGCUUCCCAAGAGGCUAAGGAUGAAGAGGAAUACCACAAGUUUUGUGUCAGCUUGAACAACAGCUUGAACAAUAGCUUGGAGGAUGAUUCUCCCAUUGAUGAGAAUGGGGAAAUUGAGCAUUGCGACAGCAUGGUCGACGAACAGAAAGAUCAAGUUAAACUGUUUCGUUCCAGUCUGCUUGCCGGUGCCAAAGCCCAGGAAGAUCGACGUGCCCGUUCUAAACGGACUCCGACGCCCCCUGAUCAUCUUCACGUUAGUCUUGAUUUGGCUUCCGACCAUGACAUGAAUGAUCCGAUCGUCACCGAGAGCAAAGACAGCGUCAUUGGUGUUCAAGAACAUGACAGCUUUUCUCUCCCCGAGACUUUGAAACCCAAUACCUCUUUCCAGGAAGAGAGCGAAGAGUCUCUGGACUGCCUCAUUAAAGAACUGGAGGCUGAAGAUGGAAGCGAACCUGACGUGGAUGCCAUGACGAUCCGAGCUGGGCAAGUUCACCCAUACCCGCCUUCGCUGUUGGACACCAAGGCCAAUGAGGGCCUCGACGACGCAGAGGUGGCCGCCCGGCGCAAGAAGUAUGGCUGGAAUCGCAUGAACGAACAGAAACGGAAUCAUUUCAUGAAGUUUAUUUCUUUCUUCAAUGGCCCGGUCCAGUGGGUCAUGGAGAUUGCUAUGAUCUUAGCUGCCGCCUUGCGAGAUUGGAUCGAUUUCGGAAUAAUCGGUGCUCUUCUCUUAUUGAAUGCCGUGGUCGGAUUCGCUCAGGAAUACCAGGCGGGCAACAUUGUCGACAGUCUCAAGGAGACUCUUGCCCUGAGAGCUCUGGCCGUUCGCAACAGUUGCAUCGUGGAGAUAAAUGCUGAAGAGGUCGUGGUUGGUGACAUCAUUCAUGUGGAAGAUGGCACAAUCAUCGCGGCAGAUGGCAGGCUGAUGGGUGACGAUGCCUACAUUCAAGUUGAUCAGUCUGGAAUAACCGGAGAAUCUCUCGCUGUGGACAAACACGAAGGGGAUCUUCUCUUUACCUCGUCGGCAGUUAAACGUGGGGCUGGGCUCAUGAUUGUGACCGCAACUGGUGAUCAUACCUUUGUCGGAAACGCAGCAGUUCUGGUGAAUAAGGCAGGAAAUACCACUGGCCACUUCACCCGAGUCCUGCACGCAAUGGCGCGCGUUCUUCUGAUUCUGGUGCUUUUCACCCUGCUGGUCGUCUGGAUCAGCAGUUAUUAUCGCUCAAACCCGAUUGUUCAGAUCCUUGAGUUCUCGCUCGCAAUCACCGUGAUUGGAGUCCCCGUAGGUCUUCCCGUGGUUGUCACCACAACAAUGGCCGUUGGUGCAUCUUAUCUGGCGAAACACAAGGCCAUCGUGCAAAAGCUCUCAGCUAUCGAGUCGUUGGCCGGAGUGGAGAUCCUCUGUUCAGACAAAACGGGAACACUCACCCGAAACAGACUGACAUUGGGAGAUCCAUACAUAGCCCCUGGGAUGAGUGCAGAAGAGCUUAUGUUGACUGCGUGUCUUGCGGCGAGUCGCAAAAAGGGCGGAAUCGAUGCUAUCGACAAGGUGUUCCUCAAAGGUCUCCGCCACUUCCCGUGGGCCAAAUCUCGGAUCGCCUCGUACAAGACUCUUGAGUUCACUCCAUUUGAUCCGGUGUCGAAGAAAGUCACGGCAUAUGUCCAAGAUCUGAAUGGCGAAAAGAUGAUCUGCGUGAAGGGUGCUCCUAUGGCUAUCCUGAGAACAGUGGAGACGGAAACCUCACUGUGCGAUCGGUUUUUCAAGGAAUAUGAGGCCAAGGUUACCGAGUUUGCCAGCCGAGGAUUCCGUGCACUCGGAGUUGCCCGCAAGCGUCAAGGCCGGCCAUGGGAGAUUCUGGGAAUCAUGCCAUGCAUGGAUCCCCCCCGUCAUGACACGGCUAAGACAGUUUCCGAGGCUCAAGAACUAGGACUCUCUGUCAAGAUGCUCACUGGAGACGCAGUAGCCAUUGCACGCGAAACGGCACGCAGACUAGGUCUCGGGACCAACAUUUACAAUGCCGAACGCCUUGGUGUCACUGGCGCCGGUUCCAUGUCUGGGUCCGAAGUGAACGACUUCGUUGAGGCCGCUGACGGUUUCGCAGAAGUCUACCCCCAGCACAAGUACAGUGUGGUUGAGAUCCUCCAGCGACGCGGCUAUCUGGUAGCAAUGACUGGCGACGGUGUGAACGAUGCUGCUUCAUUGAAGAAGGCGGAUACUGGUAUUGCGGUUGAGGGCGCAUCCGAUGCGGCCCGUUCCGCUGCUGACAUUGUCUUCUUGGCCCCUGGUCUUUCGGCAAUUAUCGAGGCGAUCAAGAUUGCUCGCCGGAUCUUCCACCGUAUGUACUCAUAUGUUGUGUUCCGGAUCGCGCUGUCCAUUCAUUUGGAACUCUUCCUCGGACUCCUGAUUGUGAUCAAGAAUGAGACCCUCGACCUCCGCCUGGUUGUUCUCCUCGCUAUCUUCGCCGAUGUUGCAACCUUGGCAAUUGCAUAUGACAAUGCUACUUAUUCUCAGUUGCCCGUCAAAUGGAACCAGCCAAGACUCUGGGGAGAAUCGAUUGUUCUAGGGUUCAUUCUUGCAGUCGGGACCUGGGUGACGCUGGGCACCAUCCUAUUACAAGGUGAAGACGGGGGUGUUAUCGAAGGCUGGGGUUCACGAGAUGAGGUCUUGUUCCUGGAGAUCGCUCUGACACAGAGCUGGUUGAUUCUGAUAACUCGCGUCAAUGGAUCUGGAUCGGACUCAUUUUGGGCUAACUGCCCAUCGUUUUACCUUCUCGUCGCUGUGGGUUCUGUCGAUCUGACCGCAACUAUGAUGGCCGCAUAUGGUGUCUUCGGUGAAAACACAUCCUGGUUAACCGUCCUCCGUGUGUGGAUUCUUUCAUUUGGGGUGACAUGUGUCAACGGGCUGGCUUACAUCUUGAUGCAUAACUCGCAAAGAUUUGACAACCUCAUGCAUGGCAAAGGUCCCCGAAAGAAGGGAGAACGCUCCAGGGAAGACUUCGGUCUCGACAUGCAGCGAAUGGCGAAGCAACACGAGAAGAGCAGUUAG
Messenger RNA from Penicillium crustosum, 3465 nucleotides. RefSeq names its product plasma-membrane proton-efflux P-type ATPase. Gene Ontology annotation, molecular function: P-type proton-exporting transporter activity; ATP hydrolysis activity; ATP binding. Gene Ontology annotation, biological process: regulation of intracellular pH; proton export across plasma membrane. Gene Ontology annotation, cellular component: plasma membrane. The transcript has 4 exons. NCBI's taxonomy places the organism in Eukaryota, Fungi, Ascomycota, Eurotiomycetes, Eurotiales, Aspergillaceae. The record is from RefSeq and is a predicted model, not a curated record. The coding region runs from base 1 to 3465 and encodes 1154 amino acids.